This is a messenger RNA of Oreochromis niloticus (Nile tilapia), 4289 nucleotides long. RefSeq names its product activating signal cointegrator 1 complex subunit 2 (gene ascc2). The coding region runs from base 174 to 2495 and encodes 773 amino acids. The record is from RefSeq and is a predicted model, not a curated record. Lineage: Eukaryota; Metazoa; Chordata; Actinopteri; Cichliformes; Cichlidae. Gene Ontology annotation, biological process: regulation of DNA-templated transcription. The transcript is spliced from 19 exons. Gene Ontology annotation, molecular function: ubiquitin binding.
UCACAUGCGUCACGCUGAAGGAAAACAAACUGCGUCACUUCCUGUCUGACACAGAUGCUUAGAAAACGUUUGGUAGCUGGAACUGUGGGAAGCUGCUGUGGUGACUCUGAUGUGAUGGCCGUGAACAGUUGGGGACAGUGAUUCUGAGAGAGGAACCCAGAGAAGGAGCAGCCAUGGCCUGUGCUCGAGUGCCACUGGAUGAGCAGCAAGUGACCGAGCCUGGCCCUCUGGGAAAGGAGCGCACGCUGCCUGCACUGCACCCAGACAGGACAGAGGAGCGCUGUUUCGUGCCUUACAAGCCCCCUCCAGAAGACGGCUCUCCAGCUGAUGUGGAGGAGUUUUUAGAACAUGCCAGAUUCAUCACCGAGGACCUGGAGUGGCUGCUUGCAUUGCCUCACGACAAGUUCUGGUGUCAGGUGGUGUUUGAUGAGUCCUUGCAGAGGUGUUUGGACUCUUACCUGCGUCAUGCUCCUCGCGGCCUCGAUCUCUCCACACUACCCUCCUCCCCAGCGGUUGCUGACAUGCAACGCUCCAUCCACAAAGCGGUCUUCUUGACCUUCCUCCGUAUGGCCACGCAUAAAGAAUCAAAGGAACACUUCUUUACCCCAGCUGUGUUUGGGGAGAUUAUCUACGAGAACUUUCUGUUUGACAUUCCCAAACUUUUGGAUCUUUGUGUGCUUUUUGGAAAGGGUAACGGCCAGCUGCUGCACAAGAUGAUAGAGAACAUCUUUACUCAGCAGCCGUCCUACUACAACGACCUGGAUGAGACGGUGCCCACAGUUUUACAGGUAUUUGACACGAUCCUGGAGAAGUGUGGUCUCCAGUGUGAAGGAGCCACCGCUGCCGAGCCAAUGAAGCUGAAUGCACACAAAAAACCCACUGCCAUGACCAUGAGCCAGCAGGAACUGUUAGAUAUAAUUUUGUACCUGUGUGACUCAACCACCACCAUCAAUGCCUUCCUGGACAUCUUCCCCGCGGCCUGCUCCAGUUUCCAGUCCCACGGCUUCCUCAGCAGUCUGACCUCGUUUUAUGAGACCGGUGUGCCUGACCUCGAGAAGGCGAUCAGAAAGAGAAACUUUGACGAUAAAAGUCUUCAGGAGGACCUGUGGAAGAGGCUGUCUCACUCCUGUCGUAAGAUGGUGGAGACGGUGCACCUGCUGCUGCACCACACCUGCCUACAACCCAUCCUGGAGGGGAGAGAAAACAUGCAAACAUUUGCAGAGGAACUGCUGCAAUAUUUCACAUCAUUUUUACCUGAGAAAAGAUUCUUGACUGACUACGAUGAGCAGUUCCCCGUUGCAGACGACAUCAGCCUCCUGCAGCAGGCCGUCCCCAUCAUUGAUGAGACCAGGACGUCCUACCUGCUCCAGGGAGUUGAAAGUGCCUGGGACAGCGUGGGACGACGGAAACCACAAAGCCAGAUUCAGACUAGUCAGGCUCAAGCUUCUGCAUCGCUAUCGGCCAAUCAGGGACCAGCGCCUGGUGCUGCUGCUUCCUCUUUGGCUGGCUCUAAACCUCAGGAGGUCAGAGAGCCAGCAGAAGGAGAGAGUCCGAGGGGAGCAGAGGCCAUGCUGGAUGUCCCCCAAAGAGGAAACAAUGGCGCCAUGUGUCCAGUGAUCGGGGCGGAGCUGGAGUCUCUGCUGUCGUGUAUCAGGGACCUACUUCCUGAUUUGGGUGAAGGUUUCCUGCUGGAAUGCCUGAAGGAAUACAACUACAACUCCGAGCUGGUCAUCAAUGACAUCCUGGAGGACCGGUUAGCUCCCAGCCUGGCCAAACUGGACCGAACCAUGCCACGGCCAGUGAAGGAGGAGCUCCCGGCUGUUCUGAACAACAGAUCCAACGUGUUUGAUGGUGACGAGUUUGACGUCUUCCGCAGAGAGCAGGUGGACAUGUCCCGCAUCUGGAAGGGCCGGAGGAAAGGUGAGAACGUUCGGGAGAUGCUGAACGACAAGCGGCACGUAGCGGAGCAGAAAGCUCGUUAUCACGCGUACGAGACAGUGGUGGACGAAGUCAUCGUUGAACCCGGAGAAUCCGCGACGGCAUACGAGCUGGACGACUAUGACGACGAGUACGACGACACCUACGACAUGAACCAAGUGGGCGCCAACGACCUGGACGGAGACUCUUUACUGACCAGAAGGCCGUUCACGGUACCGCAGGUACUGAGAAAAGCAAACAAGGAGGACGAGGAGGAUGAGGAUGAAGACGGUCAAGAGGAAGAUGCUUCAAAGGGCGCUGUAAACAGGGACCAGUUCGUGCAGGACCCGGCUGUGCUGAGGGAGCGAGCCGAGGCUCGAAGAGCAGCCAUGCAGCAGAGGAAAGGCUUCCGGCCAGAGCGUUCCAGCAACGUGGUCGGCCGACCCAAAGGACAAGGACAAACCACUGAGACGUUACUGGACCGGCGAAAAAAGGAGACCAACAAGAGCCGUGGAGCCAACCACAACCGACGCAGCAUGGCCGACCGCAAGAGGAACAAAGGCAUGAUCCCCUCCUGACCUGUGGCUCGACCCCAACGGACUGAGGCGAGAAGGGGAGGAUGAGGCGUGCGUGAAAGGUGAAGAAGGAUCUGGGCUCUGGUGUGGCUCUGGUUCCAGCCUAAAGUCACUGUGAAAGCCACCACAGCUUCUCAGUGGGUGAAAGCUUUCAUUAGUUUUCAGAAUGAUUUCGGUAAAGCUGCAUUUUGGCUUUUUCUUUUAUUAAAAGUUGCCAACAAGCUUUACUGAAAUAGUUGAGAGAUCUGUGUCAUGUUUGAGCUCAAAGGAUUUUAUUCUAUAGUUCAUUAAAAAUCAGAGUGAAGGACUGACGAUAAAGAAUAACAUGUUUAUUUUUGCCAUGUAACAAAUCAUUUUAUUAUUAAGAUCCAGAGUGAUCAAAGUUUCUUUGACAUCAUCAUCAACAAACAGACUACAUAGGAAUAAAAGGAGGAGACGUUCAGGGUUUGGGAGUUCCUACUGUAGCUGGAAGAACAAUUACUGACCUGGAGAUCAAGUCUGGACGUCAGCGGCCGACUCGUCCUGUUCGAGCAUGUGCGAAAGCUGCUGCACGCGUGCAUCAUCAUCUACCUGGCUCACACCACUGCUGUCCAGACUUUACUAUAAAUAAGGAAACUCCAACUCAUAACGAUGCUGUUGUUUGUGUUUGGAAGCACUUUCUGUAAGGAUGGUCCUGGAGAACCUCCUACACGCUGCCAUGCACACGCUAUUUUCUAUUCAGCGAUGAGCUUUUUGUAACAAUUUCAGCACAAAGUUAUGCUUUUUGGAGUUGGCAUUGCAAAAACAAAAUCACAAAAUAAAUACAAUAAAACUAUAUGUUUAACAUACUUUGAGUUUGUGGUUAUUGGCAAAGUAAGAAAAUACAUUAGAUUUAAAUUCCCGUUUUGCAGUAGGAACACACUUCAGAGUAAAAACAGUGAUAAUUAUUCAUCUUCAGCUUUGGUAAGUACACAGUUUCUUUUCUGUGCUUGAGCGUUUGAGAAUCCCACAAAUCUGCACUGCAGAGAUUUACUUUGAUGUAAUCACAGUUUGGAUAUGAUUUCUUCCAAAGAGCUGUUUGACAUUUUUACUUAAAAUGGGGUGAGAAUAAUGUUACUGUGUUAGUAAAUUGUAUGAAUCUACUGCCAUUUACAGCAAACGCAGGGACAAAAAAAAACAAAACUCAUGCUCAGCUCUGUCCAAACAUGAUCAGAUCUGCCUUUCAGCACCUCUGCACUUCAUUAAUUAAUACGAUAGUCUUGGUUUGUAAUCUAAAAUGUAAAAAUGGUUGAAGUUUCUUGUGCAGUAGAUUUAGUUCAGUUAAAUUUCAUAUAUCUAAAUAUAUAUACACUACUGUUAGGUAAACCUCUUACAAUGUCAGGGAGAGAAAACUAAAAACACAAAAAACCGACGACACCACCUUAUGAGCGGAACUUGGCAACAGUGGAAAGGAAGAACUCCCUUUUGACAGGAAGAGCUCUCUUCAGCUGGACUUUCCCUCCAACCUUAAAUUGGAUAAACUGUUUUGGAAAAGAGGUGGACUGACAGACCCACCCUUGAAGGCGUUAUUCAGUCAGUUUUAACCCUGACCUGUCCCAAAGCCUCUGGCCCUGAUUGUUUUCUGUGAUUUCAGGACUGGACAGGAAGUGAUGUCGGUCCUCGGUUUCAUUCGUUUUCCUCUGAGUCCUGUGGACAGACUCCAACACCACCUUUUGGACUACAGCUGUUAACAGACUUUGUCCUGAUGCCUCAGUUAACCUGGUGUGUCAACAUGUGAGCGACAUCUCCACCCGUUGCAGAUUCUGGGUGGAGCACAGA